Lepus europaeus (European hare) is the source of this 1062-nucleotide messenger RNA. Its product is annotated as eukaryotic initiation factor 4A-I-like. NCBI's taxonomy places the organism in Eukaryota, Metazoa, Chordata, Mammalia, Lagomorpha, Leporidae. Gene Ontology annotation, molecular function: RNA helicase activity; ATP binding; RNA binding. The record is from RefSeq and is a predicted model, not a curated record.
AUGAAUUUCUUAAAACUAUUACAGAUGAAAAGGAGCGUGGAUGGGUAUAGUGUGGAAAUAGUUAUUGUUCAGCCAUUGUUGCACACCCACCUUUCUCUGGUUCAGGUACAAAAGGUAGUCAUGGCAUUAGAUUACAUGGGUGCGUCCUGUCACGCCUGCAUCGGGGGCACCAGUGUGCGUGCUGAGGUGCAGAAACUGCAAAUGGAAGCUCCCCACAUCAUCAUGGGCACCCCUGGCCGUGUGUUCGACAUGCUUAACUGGAGAUACCUGUCUCCCAAGUACAUCAAGAUGUUUGUACUGGACGAAGCUGAUGAAAUGUUAAGCCGUGGAUUCAAGGACCAGAUCUAUGACAUCUUCCAGAAGCUCAACAGCAACCAGGUGGUUUUGUUGUCAGCUACGAUGCCAUCCGAUGUGCUUGAGGUGACCAAGAAGCUCAUGAGGGACCCCAUCCGGAUUCUUGUCAAGAAGGAGGAGCUGACCCUGGAGGGUAUCCACCAGUUCUACAUCAACGUGGAACGCGAGGAGUGGAAGCUGGACACACUGUGCGACUUGUACGAAACCCUGACCAUAACCCAGGCUGUCAUCUUCAUCAACACUCGAAGAAAGGUCGAUUGGCUCACUGAGAAGAUGCACGCCCGGGACUUCACCGUCUCUGCCAUGCAUGGAGAUAUGGACCAAAAGGAGCGAGAUGUGAUCAUGAGGGAGUUCCGCUCUGGCUCUAGCCGAGUACUGAUUACCACUGACCUGCUAGCCAGAGGUAUUGAUGUACAACAAGUUUCUUUAGUCAUCAACUAUGACCUUCCCACCAACAGGGAAAACUAUAUUCACAGAAUUGGCCGUGGUGGACGCUUUGGUCGUAAGGGUGUGGCUAUUAACAUGGUGACAGAAGAAGGUAAGCGGACUCUCCGAGACAUCGAGACCUUCUACAACACCUCCAUUGAGGAGAUGCCCCUCAAUGUUGCUGACCUCAUCUGAGAGGAGCUGUCCUGCCACCUAGCCCCAGCUGGGGUUCAGUCCUCAGGGGCCGAGGAGCAGCAAGAGGGGGGAGGGGAGGGAGCCAAG